GGAGGGAAUCCGUCUCCCCCUCCUUCCUCCUCCACACCCGUUUCCCUCGCGCCCCCGGCUCCGCCCGGCUGUACGACUCCGGCUCUCGGGCGGCUAUAAAUCGCCCGCCCUUUCCCUCCCGAGCUCCACUCCGUUUCCCCCUCGUUUUAAAUCCGAUUCGGCCCCCGAUUCGGCAAACCCAGCCCGACCCAACCCACCUGUUCCCCAGUAACGAGAAGCUAAAUAAAUCCAUAAAUCCCUGGUAGAGAGAGGGGAGGGAGAGAAGCCAGGCGAUCGAUCCCGGCGGCGGCGAGAGGCGAGGAAAGGCGACCGGCGAAGCAAAUGCCUUACUGCGAGGUGGACCGGUACCAGGCCGGCGACAAGUGGGAGGGCGUCCGCCUCUUCUACCGCCGCUACGGCCGCGGCGCCACCAAGGUGCUCCUCGUCAUCGGUUUGGCGGGGACGCACGACUCGUGGGGCCCGCAGAUAAGGGGGCUGACCGGGUCCAUGGAGCCGGCCGACGGCGGCGACGAGCCCGAGCCCGCCGCGCGGACGGACGAGGAGGCCGGCGCCCCCGCCGACGCGCCGGCGCCGGCGACGGCGACGGAGGAGGAGGACGUCGGCGAGGGCAUCGAGGUCUGCUGCUUCGACAACCGCGGCGUCGGCCGCAGCACCAUCCCCCCGCACAAAUCCUACUACUCGACAUCGAUCAUGGCGAGGGACGCUCUGGCCUUGAUGGACCAUCUGGGGUGGAAGAAGGCCCACGUCUUCGGCCACUCCAUGGGUGCGAUGAUCUCCUGCAAGCUCGCGGCGUUGGCGCCUCACCGGCUGUCCUCGCUGGCGUUGCUGAACGUCACCGGCGGUGGGAUGGAGUGUUUCCCCAAGGUAGAUGCACAGAUGCUAUCUCUCGCGUUCCGGUUCUUAAGGGCGAGAACACCGGAGCAAAGAGCUCUAGUCGACUUGGAAACCCACUAUACCAAGGAAUACCUCGACGAGGAAGUUGAAUCCUGCACAAGGAGAGCGAUCCUAUAUAAGGAAUAUGUGAAAGGCAUAUCAUCUUCAGGGAUGCAAUCUAAUUGCGGGUUUGAAGGUCAAAUUAACGCAUGCUGGACUCACAAAGUGACAACUAAAGAGCUAGAUACAAUACGUGCUGCCGGUUUCCUAGUUUCAGUUAUUCAUGGAAGACAUGAUAUUAUUGCGCAAGUAUGUCAUGCGAGGCGGCUUGCACAAAGGCUUCUUCCUGUUGCUAGAAUGGUAGAUCUUCAUGGUGCACAUCUAGUCAGCCAUGAAAGACCACAAGAGGUCAACAACGCGCUGAUGGACCUGAUAAAGGCCACCAAGUCGGCGACGGCGCCGCACGAGUGGUCGUCCCAGCCAGAAAACACAUCAGAAACCGGUGCCCUUAUUUCUGCAAGGCCUGUAACCCUCACGAUACGAACAGGCGAAGCCGGCAACGCCGCCGUAGCAGUGUAUAACCUACUUGCAAAGUUGCAACUAAGCUUUCUUUAUGUCAUAGGCCUGAUAGUGAUGGCGUUUGAGCAUGUGAGGAACAUUGUAAGAGUAACGAAGCCUGUGAGGGUCGCGGCGAUCGAGUCAUCAUAAG
Messenger RNA from Triticum aestivum (bread wheat), 1582 nucleotides. RefSeq names its product putative aminoacrylate hydrolase RutD. Bases 322 to 1581 code for a protein of 419 amino acids. Lineage: Eukaryota; Viridiplantae; Streptophyta; Magnoliopsida; Poales; Poaceae. The record is from RefSeq and is a predicted model, not a curated record. The transcript is spliced from 9 exons.